AUGCGGGGCUUGAUAAUCCCUGCUUGUAAGUAUCACGUUAAACAUUCUAUUCAGAAUAAUCAGACUGAUGUUCUUAUGCUUCAAGAAGUAAAAGUUAGUGAUGUUCGGUUGGAUGCUCGCCUUGCUUCCAUCUGGCCUGCAGGUCUUUUCCUUCAUACCAACCAUGCUGAUGGUGGUGGAGGUGUUGUUCUAGGUCUUGCUCCAUGGCUAGCCAAGCAUGUUGUUGAUUCUGGUUCAGACCCUAAUCAUCAUUGUGUUUGGGCUACUACCCUCAUUAAUGGUAUGCUGGUGGGUUUUUGUUCUAUUUAUGUUCCUAACUCUUCCUUGGAGAGAACUAGUCUUUGGGAAUGGCUUCGAUAUUACCUCCCCAACGUUGAUUGGGUUUUGGGGGGUGACUUUAACAUGGUUGAGCAUCCUUCAUAUCGUAGUUGGAAUAGUUCUACUCGUUUGUCUCAUUCUGAAUUUGAAGCUUGGACUUUGACCAGAAACUCCCUUGGAGUGCAUGAUUCCAUUCUCGGCAAGACCAACCUCCAAAUGCCCCACUGGUUCACUUGGAACAAUUGUCGUGAAGGUGCCCUGAGUAAAAUGAGCCGCCUAGACCAUUUUUAUAUCUCUCCUAAUUGCCCAAUCUUGCCGUCACAAGCUGGACAUAUUGUUUCAUUGGAUCUUUCAGCUGUGCUUUCUGACCACCUUCCCAUCUUCACCACCCUUUCCCUCUCCUCGCCCACUUCCCUCUCUAAUGAUCUUCCCUUUAAGCUGAAUGUUUCCCAUCUUAAAAACCAAGACUGCAUUAAUGGCCUCUUAGCCACCUGGAACGCUGAACCAAAACCUCAACAAGAUAGGUGGAUUUGUUGGUGGGAGCAAACCAUAACAAAUUGUGUUUCUUUUCUUCAUGAUUAUGGUCGAAGGAUUGCUGCUAAACAUCAGAGACUUGAAAAAUCCCUCCAAGGUCAAUUGGAGCGUGAUCGUACUAUUCUUGCUACCAAUCCUCACAACAUUUCUGUGCAACAAUCUGUUGCCAAUGCUGAGAAUGCUCUUCGUAAAAUGGCUGCCUACAAAGGAAAAGGUGCUCAAUUACGUGCGCGACUUCAAUGGAUUAAGGAUGGAGAUCGUGGGACAAAAUUUUUCUUUCAAUACCUUAAGCACAAACACAAAAUGGAACACAUUUCUGCUAUUAAAUCUGCAAGUGGGAUCCUUCAAACCAGCCAGACUGAUAUUAUGCAAACCUUCUAUGAGCAUUUUAAAAACCUUUUUAUUGAUGAAUCUGCUAAUGACACCCUCCUUCCCAUCCUUGAAGAAGUUGUUGCUGGCUGCAUUCCUAGAAAAAUUGACCCUGAGUAUAGCAAAUGCCUUGAUCACCUUCUUUCUAUUGAAGAGCUUGAUGAGGCCUUGCAGUGUAUGGCCCUGGAAAAAAGCCUAGGUAUUGAUGACUUACCAGUUGAAUUUUAUAGUGCUCUUUGGCCCCAUAUUCGAGAGGAUUUUUAUUAUGUCUACCUUGAAGGUAUAGAAACUGGUUCGUUGGGUCCAGUCAUUAAUUAG
Molecule: messenger RNA, 1539 nt
Organism: Cryptomeria japonica (Japanese cedar)
Lineage: Eukaryota; Viridiplantae; Streptophyta; Pinopsida; Cupressales; Cupressaceae
Exons: 1
Coding region: 1-1539 (512 amino acids)
Molecular function (GO): catalytic activity
Source: RefSeq, a predicted model, not a curated record